AAGCAUGUGACUCCGAGGCUGCUGCUCACAUUACAUCACUGCAACUUCAGCAGCAGCUCCAAGAAGUAAAUAUUAAGGGCCGGUUGUGCUCACCCGGUCGCCCCUUCUCCUGAGUCCUGGCAUUCCUGUUUCCCUGGGACCAACUGGGCUGCGCCGAACAGGUCACUCCCGCCCCUGUGCCCUGUGUUAUUCCCGUAUUGAGCAGGUCACGUCCAAUCCCGGGGUUGCUGGCGUUCCUGUGCCACGGAGGAGCUGCAGGACGGAGCUUACUGGCACCGUCUUGUUCUGGCUCUACAAAGCUGUGCCUACCCCAUGCUGGCUGUGCAGCAUGUUGUUCCCAUGAAUCUCGUUAGGGUGGCCAUUAUGAUGGGUUUGUAGUGGCAUAAGGAGAUUUAAGGGUUCCUGGUCUAGUGGAUGAGGGGAAGCUGUAGAUGUGGUUGAUCUUGAUUCUGGCACCUCCAGUCAGUUUUUAAACAGCAGAGAGAAUCUAACAGCCUUGAAGACUUCUGCAGCAUCACACACAGCAGUAACCAUGCUACAGAGAUGAAAUGAUAGUGAGUCUUGCCAGUGUAUCCCAUGGGUCCCACACAGCUUGCUGCACAGGAUCAUGGGAAAAGGGUGGCAAGUGUAUUUGAAAUGGAGGAGGAAGGGUUUUCACUCUUCCAUGGCUCGGAGAUCCCCCCCGAGCAUGCAGAAAAUCCACCCCUGAAGCGGAAGAAGGGUCCAGCCCCCAAGAUGCUGGGGAAUGAAGUGUGCAGUGUAUGUGGGGACAAGGCCUCAGGCUUCCACUACAACGUGCUGAGCUGCGAAGGCUGUAAGGGCUUCUUCCGCCGCAGCGUCAUCAAGGGUGCCCAGUAUGUCUGCAAGAACGGUGGCAAGUGUGAGAUGGACAUGUACAUGCGCCGCAAGUGCCAGGAGUGCCGGCUGCGCAAGUGCCAGGAGGCAGGCAUGCGGGAGCAGUGUGUUCUGUCAGAAGAACAGAUCCAGCUGAAGAAGCUCAAGAAACAGGAGGAUGAUCAGGCUCGGACAGUGGUUGUGCGCCCAACCCCCCCAUCUCCACCCAACCCCCCCUAUAAACUGACACCUGAGCAGUUGGGCAUGAUAGAAAAGCUUGUGGCAGCUCAGCAGCAGUGUAACCAGCGCUCAUUCACAGACAGGCUCAAAGUGACGCCAUGGCCUCAGGCUCCAGACCCUCAUAACCGUGAGGCACGGCAGCAGCGUUUUGCUCAUUUCACUGAGCUUGCAAUCAUCUCUGUGCAAGAGAUUGUAGACUUUGCCAAACAGCUGCCUGGCUUCCUGGAGCUCACCAGGGAAGAUCAGAUUGCUCUGCUGAAGACAUCCACCAUAGAGGUGAUGCUGUUGGAGACAUCCCGGCGCUACAAUCCAGAGACUGAAAGCAUCACCUUUCUGAAGGACCUGAGCUAUAAUCGGGAUGAUUUUGCCAAAGCAGGCCUGCAGUUCGAGUUCAUUAACCCUAUCUUUGAGUUUUCAAAGGGAAUGAAUGACCUACAGCUCAACGAUGCUGAAUAUGCACUUUUAAUCGCCAUCAACAUUUUCUCUGCAGACCGACCAAAUGUGCAGGAUCAGUCCCUGGUGGAGAAACUGCAGCACACCUAUGUAGAGGCCCUUCAUUCUUAUAUUUGCAUCCAUAGACCAAAUGACCAUCUGAUGUUCCCUAGGAUGUUAAUGAAACUGGUCAGUCUUCGGACUCUAAGCAGUGUCCACUCCGAACAAGUUUUUGCCCUUCGACUACAGGACAAGAAACUCCCUCCCCUGCUCUCAGAAAUCUGGGAUGUGCAUGAGUGACUAUGUGCUCCCAGGGAACUGACCUGCUGAAGUAACACCACCUCCCAUCCCUUGCUAACAAGAAGCCAGCCUCCCCUCUCCAAACCACUGAACUGGGGGCUGGGCUGGGCAGUGCAGAGUGAUGAGCCUGUGGUUUCUCUGAUGUGAUGAGACUGUGCAUAAGGCAUCUGGGAGAGAUCAGAUGUUUUUGUAAUCUUUGAUUUAGUGCCUCCUAGAAAUGGGAUCAUGUGUGAAAUGCUUGAAAAUGCUAGAGAUGAACAUCCCACCCCAAAUGUUUCUUCAAUGUCUGUCUUUUUUCUAAGUACGUGUUCUGGGGUUUUGCCCCACCUUCCUUUCCCUUCUCAUUGAUUCUGAAAGUGAAUUUGCAGGAACUUGUUAAAUGUUCACUGAGCGCAUCCUAGCCCCAAAGGCUUCCC
This is a messenger RNA of Trachemys scripta elegans, 2222 nucleotides long. It is a transcript of the gene NR1H3, whose product is annotated as nuclear receptor subfamily 1 group H member 3. The transcript has 11 exons. Gene Ontology annotation, molecular function: zinc ion binding; RNA polymerase II cis-regulatory region sequence-specific DNA binding; nuclear receptor activity. Lineage: Eukaryota; Metazoa; Chordata; Testudines; Emydidae. The coding region runs from base 577 to 1806 and encodes 409 amino acids. Gene Ontology annotation, biological process: positive regulation of transcription by RNA polymerase II; negative regulation of inflammatory response; lipid metabolic process. The record is from RefSeq and is a predicted model, not a curated record.